Messenger RNA from Coregonus sp. 'balchen', 8112 nucleotides. The record is from the annotation of a GenBank genome assembly. NCBI's taxonomy places the organism in Eukaryota, Metazoa, Chordata, Actinopteri, Salmoniformes, Salmonidae.
AUGGCAAUACUGUCAUCUCAACCUUCCUGUGAAACUGAGCCUGAUCAAACAUGUCCAUAAACCUCUCCAAACCCCUGUGUUGUCCCCCUCCUACCUUGCAGCUUGCUUCAGGAGAUAGAGCGGUGGCUUCCGAUGCCGCACUCCUACAUCCACUCUACAGUCUACUCCUAUGGCCCAAUGCGUUCACAUGCUGUUGCCAUGACAAUUGGAAGUGGGCUGCUGCUUGCUCUGAGUUCGUCGGAUGUUGAGAGAGGGAGAGAGGGAGAGAGAGAAAGACAGACAGAGGAGAACAGAGGACGGACGUCAACAUUGUUUUCUGAUGGUGUGUGGAGCACAUUUGCCUCUAAGGGACAAGAAGGGUAUUGAACAGUUUCAAAGAGGCUGGGACAUCAAAAUAGUUCAGUUGACUCAAGAAAGCUGCAGCAUGACAAGAAUUGACAUAACAGACUGAACAUGACUUGAUAUUCCUGGAAUGCCUUGGAUGGUUUACACUGAGGAGUAUAGAUGCUGUAUGUCCAUUUCUACUUUACAACCGUGCACUGUACAGUACUGUAUUUGCAAGUCAUUCACAGCUGUUUUGCUAAAUUGACUUUGCCAGAUGGAGGUGUUCAACUCCAUCAUCUUUUGAUGUAAAUAAAAGCAUGAACGCUUGAGACACUUAAACAUCAACUUACAAUCACCUCAAUGUUUUUUUUAUCUCAAUGGGUGUGUUCACAAGAUCAUGUCAUGAGUGGCUGCUCGCUCAGGAACAUCCCUUCAGAUGCUUUAGAAAGAUAAACCAUGUUUAUGUUUAACAAUCAACAAGCGUCAUGCCACACAGUCAAAUUAAACUAAAUUACUGAUGCAUGAUGUAGCAGGUGUUGACAGUAACAACUAAGGUGAAAGACGACAGAGCUGAGAAAGAUAAACUGGGUCCGAUCUCUUCUGCUAAUUGACAGUCCACCCUUUUUUUUUAAACUAUUGUUGUGACGGCUGGAAACAUCUUCUGCACAUAAUGUGGAUGGAGGUUUUUCUGCUAACUUAACAGUUCAACACAUACAUCGCCUAUCUAGUCUGACGACUCACACAAAAUUCUUCAGCUGCUCUUUCGUUUUUCAUUGCGGAGUGUGACGUUUGAGCAAGGAGUCUGGGUAGCCAGACUCUGUCAUACACAUAUGAAAACAGCAUUGUGAGGCCUGCAUGACUUUGGUGGGAAUACUGGGUUUAUGACUUGCUAAUCAUUGCAAGAAAAGUAGACACAUUACAAUACAACAGACAAUUCAUGCACUCAAACCUUACCGAGACAGCUUUUGCUGUGCCAAUUGUUUCUUGAUCAGAGUCAAUGUGAAUCCUUCAAAUUAAAAGGCUGUGGUUUAUUCAAGCAAGCUUUGCUUCUUUCCCAAGAGUAAACUUAGAUGGUGCAUGAAAAUUCAAUUUCUUCCUUUUUAAUACCAUGCCGAUAUGGCCUAAUAAAUUAUAUUUCAGUGCACUGAAUCUUUAUUGAUUUACUGCAUUACAUUAAGAAAAGUAAAACUAGCAGAGGAAUCAUUGUACUUUUGAAAUACUUGAACUUGCUACUGGUCAUCUUCAUGCCAUGACCCUUAACUGAUCUUAUAGAGCUCAAAACUGAGAGUUUAUUGAAUGGCCAUCAAUUCACCAUUCCAUACUGAUGUUAUCCAUUGAACCCUGUAAACCUGGUAGCACAAGCCUUUAUAUUAUAGAAACCAAAUCACAUACCUUUUUUCCCUGCAGGGAAGGAGCUCACAAUCAGCAUCCUCAAGCUGCUGAAUGAGAUGGUGAGUUGUCUCUCUAGGCCUGAAUGUAACCCUCACUCUUGUCACCUAUGUCCCAAUAUGACCCAAUGUUCCUCAAAUGUAACUUCUAAAGGAGCCCCUCCCUUAGAACACAGGAAGUGGCCGUGUACCAGGCGUUGUGACAGGAAACCAGAGGCGUGGGGUGAUCAGGGUCAAGGGUUCAGUGAAGGGUGAGAACCAUAUAAUGUACACCACACACCUUGCUUCCUUACAUGCGGAUAUCAUGCUCACACACCCUCCUGGGGAUUCCUGAAGUUGAUUGUACUUCUUACGGUGAUGAUGGGGAUAUGUGGAGGGUGUAAAACUUACUGGUUAUCAAUGUUCCCUCGGCACUGAGCAAAUUUCAGGUCUGCUGAGUGCAAACUUGAACGUUGUGAAAAUUCUGUGCAACUUCCGGCGCGUGUUUACUGUGUACACUGAGGCUGUACCCGCUUUAAGUUACAGUUUUAACAGUGGCCAAGUAGGCUACUGUGGCUAUUUGGUCAUAAUGUAGGCCUACCAGAGUGGCCUACCAGAGUGGCCUACCAUCUAAAACAAUGGAGGAUAUGCAUCCCAUAACAAUUUAACGUGGAAAUAACUGUUCUAUCAUUUAGCCUACAGUAGCAGUCAAUGUGUGGUGUUCAAUGUAGGCCUACAUUCCAUGAGACCUUUGAAAAAAACAUGCAGGGCUUGACAUUAACCUGUUUAUCCACUUGUCCUACAGACAAGGAGGUGUCUGGAAAUGUUGUGUUUGAUGCAAGAAAUCCCUUUACAAAAUAACAUUCAUUAUUAUUCCCAUAGCAUUAUUACAGAGAAUCAGACAAAUUACGCAACCUUCUGCCUAUUGUAUACUUAGCUUAUUCAAGACAGUCUCAAAAUACAACACUUCCCUUUUAAGACAUUAAAAAAUGCUCUUUACUUGACUUGCUUUUCAAAGAUGGCUAGAAAUGCACACAUUUUGUGCUCUUGUUGGAAACAAACACUCACCCACUGUUGACUAGAACUUAGCUAUAACUGGGCUAAUAACUCACUAACUAGCAAAGAAUAUGAACAAAUGUGCACGUGGCAACAUGCAGUUCUCACUUUGAUCUCAAGACAAGCGCAUCUACUUGCGACCGCUGUAGCCUAAACACAGUCCAGUUCAAAGUAAAUGGCACAGAUCCAUACAGUAUAUGGCAAUGGCUAUUUGCAUAUAGGCCUACUGCAGCUCUGAUUGGUUAUGGCGCACCUGCCUGUGUAGAGUAUGGGCCUGAGUCGUGCCUGUCAAUGCAAUAGAAUCCUACUUCAAUGUGCUCUUUCACAGUUAGUUCUGCAUACUAAAUCUUGCAUAGUUCGUUUUGUUUCGGUAUAUUACAUUGAAAGUGGUUAAUACUGCGUUGAUUCGAUCACAAUUCCCAACAUAAGGGGAAAUGUCAAUUUGUUUUUGACAGGCAUGUCAACAAGUUUAAGUCCUUUUUAACCAGCUAUCGAGUUACUCUGUAAUCACCAAUGUUGGGGUCAAACUUUUUGGGGUCGAAAGAUUUCAGCUGCCUUACUAAUCACUAUUUUGACGGCUAUUUCAUUUCAGUUCCAUGUUGAGGCUAAAGCUUGACAGUGGUUUCAGUAAAUUAUAGCUGACUAAACUCAACUCCAUGGUGAAGGAAGUUUCUGAUGGAGUUGAAUUGUCAGCUAUCUCAAUAUAGACAUAGCAAAAUCUGGAUGUUUUUUUGGCAAACAGGGCCUUUCAAGUAAUAUACUGCCACCUACAGGUUCUAGGAUUACAACAGUUGUCUACCCAUACUGGUAUGCUAAUGAAGGGGGGGGGGGGGGGGGGGCUCUGAAUCACACAUCGAAUAAAGAAUGGAGAGGGAGCACUUGACGUCAUUUGGAGAAUAAUCCACAGGACCAAUAGGAUUGAAACAAGCAAGAGUCAAUGCCAGCGAAUUGCCAACAUCACUAGCGGUGUGUCACCCAAGUCUUAAUGUCCUCCUGUGAGAAACAAAAUAUUUGUUAUUACAAUAACGACAACAACAGAAAAAGAGGGGUGAAGUUAUACAUCGGCGCCUGCGGAUACUGGUUAUAGUCUCCACCUGCGCGCUCCAAGUCUCCAUCUUCCCCGUGAACAGCUGUCAAGGAAUGCGUCUGGGUAGACCUCAACAAGCCAUCGCAACAUCACUUGACUGACUGAUAGUGACAGGCAUGGAUGCUCUGGUUAGUGAUCAGCUUAUAUAUCUACAUAUUAUGUGAUGUCCGUGUUUAGAGUACAGAGAAAUUAUAGACUAGAGAACCACUUUCUCACAGAAAUGUCAUGAUUUGUUUUUUGACCUUAGAAUUCCUUUAUAACCACGCGAGAGGGUACAAAUAGUCUACAUGUGUGGAACAACCCAUAUCUAAUGAUUGAGCAUCCUAUUACUAAUCGAAAUGACAUAGAUCUAAAAUUAGAUCAAAGACAACCCAUUCAUUUCCAUGUUUAUCCUUUCAUAAAAUUUCUGCUCAAACAGCCAAUGCGUGAUGUCAAUACUCCCUACAGAGGGGCUCUCAUUUCAAUUUAACUCUUUGCUCUAUAUGUUGAGGGUCAACGGAGGAAAUCGUAAGUAGCCUACACUAACAACACAGCUUUACUGUUGUGAUUGGACUAAUUUGGGGAUAAUCCGCACAUAUCCUUUAUGCGUAAAAGGUGGCAUUUUAGCCAUGCAUUCACUUCGCAAUUUAGCGUGCGGCAGUCUAAUGAGUCACAUUUUUAUUUGGAAAUAUGUAAGAUACACUCUUGAACGCAAAUGUCUUUACACUGUACAUUUCCACCGGUGAUCACUCUGAAAUUGUCUCUAUCUCGCGCCCCAUCCCCUUCUCUGUCUUUCUCAGUGAUGAUUCACUCUCUGCCGCAGCAAUGAGUAACCAAUUCAAAAACACCUCUUCCUCAACCUGGGAUAUUCAAGAAGGAGGGAAUUCCACGCCACCUCCAUCAUUCCAGUUCGAGCUGGAACCGGUGGCCAUAAGCGUCAACCCCUGGGAUAUAGUCCUGUGUGUCACGGGAACCCUAAUGUCCUGCGAAAAUGCAAUCGUCCUUGCCUUAAUUAUUUACACGCCCACCCUGAAAGCGCCCAUGUUCGUGUUGAUAGGGAGUUUGGCUUUCGCGGACCUACUGGCGGGGCUUGGUUUGAUAGUGAAUUUCACCAUCACCUACAUUUUUGAUACGGGAUUCGUGACGCUGCUAUCAGCUGGACUGCUCAUCACUGCUUUUUCGGCCUCCGUUCUCAAUAUCCUGGCAAUCACUGUGGAUAGAUACCUCUCCCUUUACAACGCACUGACUUACCACACGGAAAGAACGGCGAUUUUUACCAUCGUCACCCUGGUGCUCAUUUGGGUGACUAGCAUCACUCUGGGCGCGCUACCGAUCAUGGGAUGGAACUGCCUUGAGGAUGAGACGACUUGCAGCAUUUGCGCCCCCAUUGAUAAAAAUCACGCCGCCGCACUGGCGGUGACUUUUCUUUUUGUAUUUGCACUUAUUUUGCAACUAUACCUCCAGAUUUGCAAGAUUGCUUUUCGGCAUGCACAGCAAAUCGCCGUGCAGCAGCAGUUCAUGAAUACCUCCCACUCCUCCUCCCCCACCACUAAAGGGGUAUCCACCCUCUCCAUUAUCCUUGGCACCUUUGCAUUGUGCUGGAUCCCUUUCGCCAUGUACUCUCUGGUGGCGGACAUCGGAUACCCCCCUAUCUAUACCUACGUCACCGCUCUCCCGGCCAUUUGUCACUCUAUGAUAAACCCCAUCAUUUAUGCUUUCAGAAAUCCCGACAUUCAGAAAUCUAUGAGACUCGCGUGUUGUUGUGGAUGUGUAUCUUCCAACUUUUCUCUGAGACAAAGGACACCAAGUGAUGUAUAGGCAAACCUUUUAGUGUUAUAGCCUAACAAGUAGUUACAAGCACAUCACCAUUUUACUGACUAUGCCGAAAAGCUUUGUAAGUGUUUUGUUUUGCAUUUCAUGUGUAGUGAAUAACUGUCAUCUUGUUGCAUCUUUUACUGAUGAUAGCAUUAGGAUAUGCCUAUCUCUUCUCAAAAUAUAGCCGUUCAAUCUCUCUAAAAGUGGAUUGUGCCAGAGCUACCUGCACAGUAUUGAUGCACCUUUAAUAUGGAGGUAGUAGCCUUCACUGUAUAGUAAAGGCCUCAUAUUACACCCUUUUUAUUAUAAUAGAUGCGUUUAUAAGUGUACCCCAUUGGGCAGACGUCAAUUCAUUUGAAGUCAAUUUUAUGCCACGUUGGUUCAACGUUGAUUCAACCAGUGUGUUGCCCAGUGGGACAUGUCUUGUGCAGUUACUCGGUGUUGCUCAUAAAGUAUUCAGAGUAGUCUAGCCCCCUGACUCAAUAGGCAAAUACCUGUUCUGUGUCAGUACAAUAGGGGUAAGGAAACUAACUACUCCUAAUGUCACCGUAUUGAUUCGAUUCAUUGGGAAUAAUGUUUAUCAAAGGUUGUUGAAUGUUCAUCAGAAUGAUGCCAAAACGUGGUAGGCUACUGACUUACUGCGUCUCUGCACCUUCAAAACUAUGUUGAAACUGUCCCCUUAGUCUGUAAAACUUUGGGGCAAGUGAAAGUGAGCUGAUUUUGUGAUUAAUUAACGUUUUAUUACGAGGGAGAAAGGCUGGAAUGAGUGGACAGCUCUGUGUAAUUCAGCGCCUGCAUUUUCAGCACCAUUGACAGCGAAACGUGAGCUAUCGCCCACUCAAUAACGCACGCGUAUGCCUGGUUAUGCGAGCUAUGUGGCGUAAUCUGCCAUAAAUAAUACACCAGCAGUAGAGAAUAACCCUCACAUGUGUGCAUAUUGAAUUCAAGACAAAAACAGCAAAAUAGUGUCAGCCAAAGUUUUCCAAAUGAACGCGCCCAGAAAGUAUCACAUAUUCCCAGUGUGACAAGGCACUCUAAAUGUUUAAAGUGGUAAACUCCUUACAUUCGCCACACACAACACUACCUGCUUAUAAGUACAACAGUCCACGUGCAAUAUCUGUAUGCCCAUAGCCAACACACCCUCGGUAGACCUAACACAUCGACAUCUGAUUGGGGACAGAUGUCAUCAUAUCUUUUUAUUGCUUAUAACAUUGGCCAUUGCACAUGUUUUCACAACGAAUCAAUAUUUGUCAAACCGAGGUUUGUCUGUAGGGUGGUUGUACAUAAUAGGUGCAGUGCAUCUAAAUUAUGCCAAUAAUACAGUUUUGUUCUGCUGUUAUGGCACUCGUUCCAAUAGUUGGCAAACACCAAUUUUCUACAGAAUGUCUUCAUUGUUUUGCCUUACUAUGUCUCACUGGCAAUAAUGUAUAACUUGUGUAUAGUGAUAAACUGAAUGACAUUUAUAUGUUGGUUCUCAAUAGAAAGUGAUCAAUAUACGUAACGAAUAGCCAUUUGCCAGUUUAUGACUGUAUGGUACAGUAUGAGCAACUCUAUGAUUUCAAUAGUGUAUGGUGUACAGUACUUGAAUGAUAAUGCAAUGUCUGUUGUUUGAGAUGUGUGUGGAGAGCCCUUAGGCUCAUCUACUGCCUAUACACUAGUAGUUCAGCCAAAGAGCUGCUAUAAGCAAUCCACAAUAAUUGGAACCCUCAAUUUGAUAUUCUAUUAUUUCAGUCAACAUUGGAGGGACUAGUGUCUGCAACUAGUGUCAUCACUAUUGAAUUGAAGACGAUUUUGUGUGUGCUGCAAAGCUUUGCUUGUAGUAAUACUGUAUGGAAUGCUGGUGUACGAUUCAAAUGAUUCACUGUCACUCAUCCACCACAGUCAGCCUGAUUGAUUUAGCUAUAUAGUAUUCUCACAGGGUUUAGAAGUCCAUAAGGUCUUAUCAUAUUAAUAUAAAGCUAUAUUUUUAUAUAUUUAUUGAAAACAAUGUAUGUAGUUUGUCUAUCUUUUUUUAAAUAAUCAAUUAUUCAUGUUGUCUUAAAAAAAAACUACUUCAAUGUGUCUUGUUCAACUGGUUUAGAAAUGUAUUCAAGGAAUGAUUGUGUUCAUAAAUGACACCAAACGAUUGCAACACUACUGUCAAAGUUGUUUGCUUUCUCAAGAUCCUGGAGCACUCGUUGUGUUGCAUUGAUUACUUCUGUUCAAAACACUUCACCAUAUUGUCACCAAGACAGGGUUUUAGUUUAGGUUUUUGUAACAAAGGCAAUCAACCAAAUCUGUAGCAAGGAGAUAUCCAAACUAGGUGUCUGUGGAAAGGGUCAAUAAAUGUUUGUUUACCACUUGUCUGUUUGGGUCACUCAGUGGGGUCCUGGCUCGAUGCACCCUGGGACAGAUGGAGGCUCAGUGACCGCUGCCGUGUGUGAUGCCACUGCCUUUGAAGACAAACAGGAUCCAACAACAGCUAUCUGUAUCUGUCUGGUGUGA